UACAUCGUGUAUGAGAGGGAUGGAGUAAAUAUUUUUGAAAUGGAUGUGACAGCAAUAGUGGCUGUUUCUCUUUUUACCAUCAUCUUCGCAGUCGGGGUGCCAGGAAAUUUUUUGGUGGUUUGGGUGUUCGCCAAGAAAUCACGUAAAACGACGACGUCUUUGCUGAUUCUGAGCCUCGCCAUCAUCGACCUGUGUGCCUGCUUGAUCGCUCCUGUACAUCUAGUUCGAGCUCUCGGCGGCGUCUUUAUCAACGCUUUCGUUUGUAGGUCGAGCAUUUAUGGGAGUCGUGCCUUUUCAUUUUCGGCGCUCUACCUGACAUCCUGCAUCGCUCUUGACCGUUACAUGGCCGUCUGUAGACCCUUAGAGACACGCUCAAACCCACGCAGGGUCACUGCUGUGAUCCUAGUGAGCAUAGGCCUGGCCGUAUCUGGUAACUUUCAAUAUGCUUUAUAUGUGAUAUUGUUUCAGAUCGGUCCGGUAAAGAAGUGCAUUUACCGAGGGGGACCCGACUGGCUGGAUUUAAGUAACGAGAUCUUCACAUCUGCAUCCUACUUGCUAGCAUUGAUUAUCUGCACAUGCGUCUAUGUCCGCAUCUAUCUGGAAAUUCGCAAACAUAUUAAGGUUAGGGCAGGUCUUACAGGAAAAGAAGUCCAAGUACCCCACGGUACAGCCAAACCAGCCUGGAACACAAAUCAGUCUUGUCUUCCGCAACAGAGUGGACCAACAGCGGAUUGUCCUACAAACCAGGGAAAGGUCACCACCGCUCCAGCUCCAAAGUUGCAGUCUCGCGGCGGCAGCAGUGGGAUAGGACCAGGCGCAACAACCAAUGGAAACCCACUGAAAAACCUGUCCGAGGUAGGAACCACCCAGGUCCUGCACAUCAAGGUACCCGAAAUUGUGCCAGCUAUUCCUUCUGCUGCGGAUUAUUCGUCUAAUCCAGCUUCCGUCGGUCAAGACCAACUCAAUGUUCCUGCGAGAAAAGACGCCGGUCAGCCUUUCCAUCGCAAUCGGCAGAAGAAAGAACGCGUCAUGACUCGGAUGUUGCUCGGGACCAACCUCAUCCUCAUCCUGUCCUGGCUACCAUCUUUCAUCCUUACCAAUAUUCCUGAUGAAGCAGUGGCUGACUACCGUAGCACAGCAUCUCAGGGCGGCGUUAUUUCGUUCUGCUAUCAUCUGCGCACACUUAAUCACAUUGUCAGUAUCUUUGUCUAUGCACUCCUGAACGCAAACUUUAGAAAAGAUUGCAAGGCCAUAUUUGCUAGGCGUAUCCAUCAUGAUGAGGAGGCAACCCAGACACCCAAUACUCCUACACGCGAAGAGAUGACGUUUGAUCCAACCUCCGAUGGCGGACGUUCUCCAACCCCAACCCCCUGUGCCAGCCCUCCAGCUGAAGUAGACCACCAGCAGACUACCCGCAGUGGCCGUGUGAUCAAGAAGCAUGAGAAGUUAACUUAUUGA
Molecule: messenger RNA, 1458 nt
Organism: Strongylocentrotus purpuratus (purple sea urchin)
Lineage: Eukaryota; Metazoa; Echinodermata; Echinoidea; Camarodonta; Strongylocentrotidae
Product: gastrin/cholecystokinin type B receptor-like
Exons: 2
Coding region: 40-1458 (472 amino acids)
Biological process (GO): neuropeptide signaling pathway
Cellular component (GO): membrane
Molecular function (GO): neuropeptide receptor activity
Source: RefSeq, a predicted model, not a curated record